Messenger RNA from Clavispora lusitaniae ATCC 42720, 654 nucleotides. RefSeq lists its product as uncharacterized. NCBI's taxonomy places the organism in Eukaryota, Fungi, Ascomycota, Pichiomycetes, Serinales, Metschnikowiaceae. The record is from RefSeq and is a predicted model, not a curated record.
AUGUCCGCCAACGAAUUCUAUGCCGCGGGCCCGCAGGGUGAAAGAACAGAUAUCCCUCAACAAGAAGCUUUGAGUCAAAACCAGGAACAUCAAAGUCAGCAACAAUAUGAUCAGGACGGGCAACAGACUGAUCGCAGCUUCUCUUCGUCGCUCCUCUCUGGCACCAUGGGUAAGAAGACACACGGACAUGGUGUCCUGGACAUCAUUGGAAACCAGAUUGGCCAAAUGAUUUCGGGCAAGUCGCACGGUGGAAACCACGGCAGUGGACAUGGAAACCAAGGCUAUGGGCACAAUGGAAACCAGGGUUAUGGGAACAAUUACGGAAAUAACUAUGGAAAUCAGAGUUAUGGAAACAACCACGGAAGCCAGAGCCUGCAUGGUUCUGGUGGCUUGAUGGGCUCAUUGCUCAACGCAGGCAAGCUGUUUAUGAACAAACAAGGUGGUCAUAACAAUGGCGGAAACUACAGCGGCAACCAUGGUAGCAACCAUUAUGGCGGGGGCCCAAACAACUAUGGUGAAUACGGAAAUGGGAACUACAACGGUGGAAACCAUGGUAACCAUGGAGGAUAUGGGGGCGGUCAGAACAAUUUCAGCAAUGGAAAUUCGUGGGGCUAUAAUGACGUCAACAAUGGCCAAGGAGGCUACAGAAGAUAG